CGCGGCGGCGGGGCCCGGCCCGCGGCUGCGGCGGCGGCGGCGAAGGGGCUAUCUGCCCUCAGUUGCCCAGUUGCGGCGGCCGCGGCGGGAUGGUGUAGCUGGCCUUUCGGCCAGGCGGCGGGGCGCGGGCCGGGGCGAGGAGGCCGAAACGGCCGACGCCACCUGACGGGGCUCGGGUGCAGCGGCAGCACGCUGAGGGGGCGUCGCCGCCGCCGGCCCCCGGCGCCGCCGCGGGAGGCCGCGCCCGCCAUGGCGGCCCGGGCCGUGCUGGACGAGUUCACGGCGCCGGCCGAGAAGGCGGCGCUGCUGGAGAGGAGCCGCGGCCGCAUCGAGGGCCUGUUCGGCGUGAGCCUGGCCGUGCUCGGCGCGCUCGGAGCUGAGGAACCGCUGCCCGCGCGCAUCUGGCUGCAGCUUCGCGGGGCGCAGGAGGCGGUGCACAGCGCCAAGGAGUAUAUUAAAGGAAUCUGUGAGCCUGAACUAGAAGAAAGAGAAUGUUACCCCAAGGCCAUGCACUGCAUUUUUGUUGGGGCACAGAGCCUAUUUCUGAAGAGCUUGAUUCAGGACACCUGUGCCGAUCUCUGCAUUCUUGACAUCGGUCUUCUUGGCAUCAGAGGAAGUGCUGAAGCUGUGGUCAUGGCUCGGAGUCACAUUCAACAGUUUGUAAAGCUCUUUGAGAAUAAUGAGAAUCUACCCAACAGCCAGAAAGAGUCAGAGGUAAAAAGGGAAUUUAAACAAUUUGUUGAAGCUCGUGCAGACAGUUACACAAUGGAUUUGUUAAUUUUACCCACUUCCUUGAAAAAAGAACUCUUGGCACUCACCCAAGGUGAGGAGAAUCUAUUUGAAACAGGAGAUGAUGAUGUUAUUGAAAUUAGAGAUUCUACACAAGCAGAGUUUAUACCGAAUGCUGCCACAGGGCUGACUAUUUCCAGAGAUGAAGUUGUUUUGCAGGAAGAUGCAAGAAAUAAAGCAGGGACACCCGUUUCUGAGCUUACAAAACAAAUGGACACAGUCUUUUCUAGUUCACAAGAUGUACUUUUUGUUCCAAUAAAUGGUGUAACCCCAGAUGAAGAGGCACUUUCCAAAGACAGAGUUUGUCACAAGAGGAGGUUUUCUGAUUCUGAAGAAAGGCAUACCAAGAAACAGUUUUCUUUGGAAAAUGUUCAAGAGGGAGAGCUUCUACAUGAUGGUAAGACAUUAGCUGGAAGUGUAAUCAUUGAUGUCUCUGAUUCUUCUACUGAGGCCGAAAAUUUAAGUCCAGACGUAAAAGAGACUACUGAGGAAAUGGAGUACAACAUUCUCGUGAACUUUUUUAAAACCAUGGGCUAUUCCCAAGAAAUUGUUGAAAAGGUCAUUAGGGAGUAUGGGCCAUCUACUGAACCAUUAUUACUCUUGGAGGAAAUUGAAAAAGAAAAUAAGAGAUUCCAAGGAGACAGAGAAUUUUCGCCUGGUACUGUGUAUCCAGAGACUAACAGAACCAAAAAUAAAGGUGUUUGUAGCAGCAUAAAUGAGCUUACAGCAGAUUCCACUCCAAAGAAAACACAAACUCACACACAGCAAAAUAUGGUGGAAAAUUUUUCUCAGUUACCAUUCAGAGUUGAAUCAAAACCAUGUACCUCAAAUUGCAAAAUUAAUACUUUCAGAACCAUGCCAAUAGAACAGAAACAAGAAAUCUGGAGUUCAAAUCAGAGCUACAUUUGUAACAUAGACCUUGAAACGGAUGGCCUUUUACCCUCUGUUGUCCCUUCAAGUCCCAAAGAAGUUGUCAGUUUUGUUUCAAGAGGAGCUUCAAGUCACCAGCCCAGAAUUCCGGUUUUUCCUGAAAAUGGUUUGCAGCCUCAAGCAGAACCUUUGCUUCCAAAUAGUAUGAAGUCUCCCUGUGAAAACCGCUCGAGGUGUUGUGGCUCUCCUCAGUCUAAGCCCAGCUGUCCACCCCUUUCUCCACCGAUGCCGCUCUCCCAGCUGUUACCUUCAGUUACUGAUGCUAGGUUGGUGGGACCUUCUGAGCAUAUUGAUUGCUCAGUUACGGGGGUUCAAAGAUUUCGAGAUACUCUGAAAGUGCCCUACAAGCUGGAAUUAAAAAAUGAACCAGGGAGGACGGAUUUGAAGCACAUUGUUAUAGAUGGAAGCAAUGUUGCGAUUACCCAUGGUCUGAAAAAGUUCUUUUCUUGUCGUGGAAUUGCAAUUGCAGUUGAAUAUUUUUGGAAGCUCGGCAACAGAAACAUCACUGUAUUUGUUCCACAGUGGAGAACCAGGCGUGAUCCUAAUGUCACAGAACAGCACUUCUUAACCCAGCUCCAGGAGCUUGGAAUAUUAUCUUUAACUCCUGCACGGAUGGUCUUUGGAGAAAGAAUUGCUUCUCAUGAUGACAGGUUUCUACUACACUUAGCAGACAAAACUGGUGGCAUAAUUGUAACAAAUGAUAACUUCAGAGAAUUUGUGACUGAGUCAGUCUCCUGGAGAGAAAUAAUUACAAAAAGAUUGCUCCAGUAUACCUUUGUGGGGGACAUAUUUAUGGUUCCUGAUGACCCUCUGGGAAGAAGUGGACCUCGAUUAGAAGAAUUUCUUCGGAAGGAAGUCUACCUUAGAGAUAUGCAACCCCUACUCAACGCCCUGCCAAAUGUGGGCAUGUUUGACCCCAACUUCAGAGUCCCUGGUGCCCAGGCAGCCAGCACCAGCCACCAGCCUCCGACCCGGAUUCAGGGCACCCCACCCAGUCACUGGCUUCCUCAGCAACCCCGCUUCCCACUUUUGCCCAACCUUCCCAACAUCCAGCAGAAUCUGCCCAUGCCAGCACAGAGAUCUCCUGCAGAAACCAACGAGCUGAGGGAAGCCCUUCUGAAGAUCUUUCCUGACUCGGAACAAAAACUGAAAAUCGACCAGAUCUUAGCGGCUCAUCCAUACAUGAAAGACCUGAAUGCACUCUCCGCCAUGGUAUUGGACUGAAGGCUGUUGGGAGCUGGGGCUGUGGGCUGAAGACACACACACUCAAGCUAGUAUCUGCAUGUGGCAGCAGGAAGUGACAUAAUGUGAAGAAACCAAUUUCCCAGUGGAAAUGCUGUUGUAGUGUAUAGGAGAAAAAAAAACACAGAUGUUUUGUGUAUAAAAAAAAAUCUGGGUUUUCAAAACCAGCUUUUUUAUAUAUAUACAUUAUGCUGCUAUUACAGAUUUAACAUUUUCUGUAAAAGGAAAGUCUACAUUUUCUGCCUGUUCAGAACUGUUUAAUAGCAGUUACUCUUGAGUGCACUUACAUUUUUAUGUUUUUUAAACUAUUUUCCUUAAUGCUGAAAAUAUUGACAAAUGGAUAUGAUUAGCCUUUCUAAAUAAAAAAAAAGAAAAAAAAGAGUUGCUUUCUUAGGGAAAGCAAGACCUCUUAAAGUAUAUUUUCUUGAGAUGACUAUGUCACGUCCACUGACAUGAAGUGUGCUCACCCUCCCAGCCUCCUGUACCCUCACCCCUGGAAUUAGAGUCCGUAGGAGUUAAUUUUGCUCCUCUGGGGUCUUUCAUUGGAGCCAUUUGUGAGAGUGGGCAAGUGGUGCCACUAGAUGGCACCUUGUGCCUAGCCAUUGUUAAUGACCAGGGCAGAGUGAGACGCACAGAACACCCGGCUGGAAGAACCCUGAGAGCCCACGUGGUCCAGCCCUUCCUCCCUUCCCACCCUGCACAAGAGGGACCUGAGGCUCCGGGUGCCCUCUGGGCACGCCCAAGUCCACAGCUCUGAACUGGACCCCUCGUGCAUGGCUGGGACACUCACCACUCAGUCCCUGACUGACUCUAGAAGUCACAUCUUAGCUUCUGAAGCUACUAGAGGGAUGUGAGGAAGUUUAGUGAAGAGCGUCGUCAUUAGAGUAGUUUUGUCCACAACCUUGGGAGACGUCCCAUGUGAAGUUUGUGCAGCUUUGCCAAAAAACUGGUUUUCUAUUCUCAAGAAUGACCCAAGCCAAUAAAUAGCAUUAGUAGCUUCUGUGGGGGCCCAGAGCCCCAUAUUUAUUUUUCCUGUGUUAGUCUCCUUAGUGUUCUCCUAAGCUGCCCUUCCUAUGGGUCUUUCUCAGAAUUGAUAUCUUAGUAUUGUGUUUUCAGUGUUGCCUAAAUUCUGUGUCAGUGAAAAUUCUUUUUCUGGAUAAUUAAUUGUUAACAUCUUUCUCGUUCUCUGGACCUUCAAAGGGCUUUGUAUUUUAUAUUUGUUCUUCCCCCAGGCUGCUUAUGAUCAGUUUCACAUCUGCCUUGUAGAUCACAUCUCUUGUGGCCCCCAGAAACAAUUCCAGAGGACUCAGUGCAGAUUUGUUCUUCAUGGUGAAGAGACUUAGUUGGCCAUGAGCAGACCUGGGUGGCUCCCCACAGUGCUCCCUCCAGGCCUGUGUGAUCCUGCAUCCCUCUGGGGGUGAGUCCAGGGUCCUCGGGUAGCCAGAUUCGGACUUCAGUCUUGUUUUCUCUUGGAUGCCUUUAUGAUGCAGCCGGUGUGGAGCUGGUUGUCAGCUGGGGGUAGGAUACCCAAGGCGUCCAGCUGUGCAGGUGGAGGCCAGCAGGCAGCUUCGGCCACAGCCUCUGUGCCCCAGCUUCACAGCUGGUGGUUUUUAGAAACAACAGCAGAGGUGUGAGGGCUGGGUCCCUCUCACAUGACUUUACCUUCCAGGCCAAGUGGCCUUGCCAAUCCAGCACUGCUCCUGUUCAGAGAAGGACUCAGGGGGUAUGCCUUGCUUGCCAGGACUUAGCCACUGGUCUUCGUGGAAGGGGGGCUGAGGCUCCACUGAUGCUAGGUAGAGCUGGCUAAGCUUAGAGGUCAGGAGUUUUCUAGGCUCUAGAAGUGACCUGACCUUUGAAUUACAUAAGCCUCUGUGAUCUCAGUAUUGUCUCUGAGAGCUCUACCAGCGCCUUUCCUCUUUCUUGGGUGCAGGAAGGAAGAGUGCAGAAGAUAAGUAGGAGGAGUUUCAGAAAAGCAUCACUUACCUUGGUAAAUUAUAACAUGAAACAGAAUUCACAACUGAAACCUAUCGUGUAGUUAAAUCUAAUAUUUUAAAGCUCAAUUCUCAAACCGUUAUUUUAAGAAGUCAUUACUUGUUCUCAGACUCCUCUUAAUACUCGGCUCAGUGUUGAUACUCCCCGUGUACCUCCCCUGGUAGGUUUUCUGAACCACCUUGGGGAGUGUCUGUAGCAGCGUUUCCUGUGACUCCUGCAGGUGGUUCUGCAUCCUGUGUUCCACGGCGUUCCUGUGAAGCAGGUGGCAGGGCACAGGACGCCACCCUCUUUCAGUAGACUCGGAGAAGUUGUCGGGGGUUAAAGAAUAAGUAGGCAGUGAUGCCGAAUGAUCCCUGGGCCUGCAUUCUUCCCCACGCUCCAGACUGCCACCUGGGAGAAGAAAGACUGGUUUAGUCUUUCUGUCAAGUAGCCAGUGUUUGAGACCCUAUAGGCUGGCGGCUAGAAAAGUAGUAGGAAGUCCUCUCAGCCGUCCUGGAUGAAGGGUCAGCAUUAUUCUAGCAGGGCGUGACUGUCACCAGGGACUCCGUUGACCUGUUGUAGCUUUUGGUAUCAGUGAGAGGAAGGAUAAUCUUGCUUUAUUGCUUAGGCUUAUUGUGGCAUUUGUGGAAUAUGAUCUGCACAUAGAAACCUUGAUGCUCUGAACCCCCACCCCCAUGGAGUCUCAUGCCCUUCCCCCCACCGUGGCAAAUGGCACCAGGCCCCCUGGAGUUGGGCCUUGGCACCACUCCCACCUCAGGCCCAGCCUGCCUCCCACACGUCUCUGAGACACGGCCUUCCUUAAGGAAUCUCUCCCCACCUCUACCUCCCCAGCAAACCUUCUACGUCCCCACCUGUCCUCCCUUCCAUCCUGCCUCCCUCAGCCCACCUCCUCUCAUCUUCCAACUGUAGUUUGUUUGGUUAGUUACUCUGACUCACUCCAUUUCUUUGUUAUCUACCUCUCUCAUUAUUCCCCACAUAUUUCAGAUCCUGAGAUUAAAACAACCUGAUUUCCCUAAGGAUCUCUGUUCAUUCCUACUUUCCUUCCCCUUCCCACUUUUCACUUCUGUGUCUACAAACUUGGCCUCCACCCAUCAACGUGGGAGGGAGGGAAGCCAUUGGAGACCACUCAGUUUCCAAAUUCGGAAACCUUUUCCCAAUCCUGAAUCUCCAUGUCCACAUUCAGUAACUAUAGCAUGACAUCGUUGACCCUUACUUUCCCUAUUUUCUGAGAUUUCCCUCACUCCUAAACAGUCUUCAUUCCUUUUCCUUCUUUUACCUAAAGGCCAGUUCAACAGAAAGACCAGCUCAACAGGUGGUUUCCAAACUUCGGACCAGCUGUGGGACGCAUGAUGGGGAGGGCAGUUCUUAAUAAAAAUGCAGGUGACUGGGCACUGCCCCCAGAGAGGUUUAUUCAGUAGCUCUGGCGUCAAGCCUGGAAAUCUGCCAUUCCAGCAGACUCCCUGGAUGGUUCCCACAGGUGGUCCAUGGACCACAUUUUGAGAAGCGCUCACCCUUAGAGAUCAGCACACUUCCUUGACUGGAACCGCCCCUCUUUGCUGGAGUGACUCCCAGCUCCAGCCCUGCCCCUUAUGAGUGCAUAUUUAGCUCUACCUAGAAGCCCUGAGACCUCCCGAGACCCUCUGCCUGCAUCUUUUGUCUUUUCCCACCCACCCUGCCACAAGGUCCCCUCACCCACCAUUGUCCCGUUUUGGCCAUUGCCCCCCGCCCCGCAGCUUGUGCUCAUGGCCUCCCUGGGUGUCAGCCUCUGACCUGCCAGCCCACCUCUCAGCUUUCCCCCUCUAACUACCCUUCUGAGACUGCACAGCUGCUAGAUUUAUCUUCUGAAGAUACGCUUCUGCACACCCCUCUUCUUGUUCAGUGCCCAGUGGCGCUCUCGACCAGAGUAUCCAGUUUAGACCUUCCUGAGCUUAGUAUCCUUGGCUGUCUACCUCCCAGUCGUACGUGAUGGCCCACUCUGUGUAGUCCAUCUGCCCACUCACUGCAGCCGCACAAUUUCCUCAGUUACCUGUGGGCUCCCACUCCGAGUGACUCUCUUCUCUGCUAGAAAUGCCCUUUCUCCCAGAUGGCUUCCCCCUAAGAGGCCCGGCCCUGUGUCCUCUCUACCUUGCCUAAAGCUUCUGACCAGAAGCAGCCUCAUGGUGUUCUCUGACCCCCCACAGCACUUGUGUCUUGCUUUCGGCACUUGCCACUCUGGUUGGUGUCACUGCGGCUGAUUGUGUACUCUGUCUUACCUCUUUUUCUAGACUGUGAGCUCCUCGUGGGCAGGGCUUUCUGUGUUCACUCUCUGUAUUUCCCACAGCACCUAGCACAGUGCCUUGCACUUAAUAGGUGCUCAAUAAAGUCUGCUCAAUUGAA
Molecule: messenger RNA, 7329 nt
Organism: Cervus elaphus (red deer)
Lineage: Eukaryota; Metazoa; Chordata; Mammalia; Artiodactyla; Cervidae
Gene: N4BP1
Product: NEDD4 binding protein 1
Exons: 7
Coding region: 250-2943 (897 amino acids)
Biological process (GO): negative regulation of protein ubiquitination; negative regulation of proteasomal ubiquitin-dependent protein catabolic process
Cellular component (GO): nucleus; PML body
Source: RefSeq, a predicted model, not a curated record